UUUAUUACACAGUGUACAUAAUUAUUACAAUUAUUAUAAAAUGUCUGCCAAAACAAAGAUUGACUUCUACACUAUGGACACGAGUCCUCCAUGUCGUGCGGUAUGGAUGGUCUUGGAAGAAUUGGGAAUACCAUACAAUGAGCAUUAUGUAAAUGUGAUGAAAGGUGAACAGAAAACUGCCGAAUAUCAGAAAAUCAGCUUUAGGCAGAAGGUUCCUGCAAUCAAAGAUGGUGAAUUUUGUCUCGCGGAAAGUCGGGCAGUUGCGGCAUAUUUGAUAAGUGAAUAUGGCGAAAAUCAAAAGAAACAGCAUUUGUAUCCACAGGAUAAUAAAUCCAGAGCGAAGAUGGAUCAACACCUCUAUAUUGGGGAAAAUAUUACAGACAGCAUCGUUAAUUACGUAAAUCCAGGAGGUGUUCUCUUUCGUGGUGAGCAAACUAGACACGAAAAACUUGCUGAAAUGAAAAACUACUUGGGAAUGAUUGAACGUAUGCUGGCAGAUCAUACCUACACUACAGCUGAUAAUUUAACUGUAGCUGAUUUCUUCUACUAUAUUGCAGUAACUCUACUGAAUCUGACUGAUUUUAAGGAUUUCGAUGAUUUUCCAAAACUCGUAGCAUGGAGGAAGAAAAUGGAGGCACUGCCGUAUCACAAGAAAACUUGUGAUGAGCCUUUAGCUAAAUUCCGGGAAGCAUAUCAAGCGAAAUUGAAAGAAAAUGCAGCAAAAAAAUGUUGAAACCGACGUCAACUAUAUUAUGUUUUGACGAAGCAUUACACUUCAGUAUGAUUGAGACAACUAGUCAUGCCUGUGUUUUUGUAUCCAUCUGUUCUGUAUAUGAUAUUACAUAGAAAGCAUUUUGUUGAGAUUUUUGAAUCAAUUCCUGCUUGCUAAUUGCUAUACAAAUAUAAUAAUGAUAUCGAUAA
Molecule: messenger RNA, 921 nt
Organism: Styela clava
Lineage: Eukaryota; Metazoa; Chordata; Ascidiacea; Stolidobranchia; Styelidae
Product: glutathione S-transferase 1-like
Biological process (GO): glutathione metabolic process
Molecular function (GO): glutathione transferase activity
Source: RefSeq, a predicted model, not a curated record